AUGAAAGGCGGUUUUCUAACCGUUGAACCUGAUGAGGAGGAAAUCACGAAGGUUGAAAAACGCUGGACAGUACGAGAAACUUCUGUGGUAAGGCUACGGAAUAACCAUUUCUAUGUGUGUAUAUCAAAAAAAGCUGAUAAUGGCUACUAUGCGGCGCGAUUAACGACUCGUCCUUCACGAAAUAGAACAACUUCAUUCGGGCAAUCCUCAUUCGGUCUGUCGACAGAUAUUCCUCAUCAUCGUCAGCCUGUUUUUGAAAAUUCGUUCAGAUUGAGCCCAGACUCGAAGCCAGACGCGGAAACGAUUAGGAACGUGAUGAAGAAAACCAUCUCCGACAUUGGUAGCCGAUGGUCGUCAUCGUUCCCAAGCACGAAUGGGAUGACACUGCAGAUAACAAGGAAUCUGAAUAUCAACUUGAAGCAAUGUAUACCCGGCCGAUAUAGAUUUACGAUACAAACAUACGUUUUUGAAAAGUGUGGCCAGGGAAUAGCCGUUGCAUCUUCUUUCCUUUGGGACAAAAAGGGAGUGCUUCUUAAUCGAAUUUAA
This is a messenger RNA of Oikopleura dioica, 546 nucleotides long. The record is from the annotation of a GenBank genome assembly. NCBI's taxonomy places the organism in Eukaryota, Metazoa, Chordata, Appendicularia, Copelata, Oikopleuridae.